CAGACCGUUUAGUUUAAGACGAAUCGUCGAUCGAAUAAGAACGAACUUAGUACGUUAUUCGUGUGCAGUACAAUACGGUACGCGUUUCAUUAUUCACGACUAGCUGCGUUAAAGUAUUACUCAUACGCUUACACACUCCAACGUUUUAUACAUUCACACAGAUAAGAUAAUAUAUUGCAUCAGUAUGGGUCGCCUAUCGAUGUUGUUUAAUAUCUCUGUAGUUUUUAUAAUUCUACUGUCAAAAUUAACGUUGGCCAGUGACAACAGCGACGGCAAACGUGAACUCAAUUGUACGGCUGUUUUUAUUCAGAAAGAAUUAAGAGAAGCACAAUCAGAUUCGUCUGAAUCAUCCGAAGAAAUGGCAAGCGGUAACGAUGUGGACUACAAAUCAGCAUCAUCAAUCUACGAUUUCACCGUAAAAGAUACGUACGGCAAAGAUGUUUCAUUGGAUAAGUACCGUGGCAAUGUGGUGCUCAUCGUGAACAUUGCAUCACAGUGUGGUUUAACCAAGAACAACUACGCAAAAUUGAAUGAGCUGAAAAAACAGUACUAUGAAAGAGGAUUGCGUAUAUUGGGUUUCCCAUGCAACCAAUUCGCCGGCCAAAGUCCAGAAAAUGACGGUGACGAAAUGGUUUGCCAGUUGGAAAAGGACAAGGGUGAAUUUGGCGAUGUCUUCGCCAAGAUUAAUGUGAAUGGAAAUUCAGCUGCUCCACUAUACAAAUACUUGAAGGAUAAGCAGGGCGGUUUCCUUGGCAGCGCCAUCAAAUGGAAUUUCACCAAAUUCUUGGUCGACAAAACCGGACAACCAGUAAAUCGUUUUGCACCAACCACCGAUCCAAUGGACAUCGCCAAGGAAAUUGAAAAACUUUUGUAGAUUUAUUGCAUUGCGUGUAUUUACAGUGUCGCUCAAUCAUAAAAUUCAUAUUUUUUGACGAUAUUUUCAAUCAAAUUUUGCACGUGAAUUUCUCACAAAUAACUUAAGUAAUACGGCAUACCAGUUUCGUUCUCAUUUUAGAAGAGAAUUUAAAAAUUUCUGAAAAUAAUUCGUUUUUUUUUGUACUUUUUAAUGAAAUUCUUCACUUUAAUAAAAAUCAAAACAGAACAGUGUUA
Messenger RNA from Contarinia nasturtii (swede midge), 1110 nucleotides. RefSeq names its product probable phospholipid hydroperoxide glutathione peroxidase. Bases 185 to 874 code for a protein of 229 amino acids. The transcript has 4 exons. NCBI's taxonomy places the organism in Eukaryota, Metazoa, Arthropoda, Insecta, Diptera, Cecidomyiidae. Gene Ontology annotation, molecular function: glutathione peroxidase activity. Gene Ontology annotation, biological process: response to oxidative stress. The record is from RefSeq and is a predicted model, not a curated record.